Molecule: messenger RNA, 3760 nt
Organism: Ctenopharyngodon idella (grass carp)
Lineage: Eukaryota; Metazoa; Chordata; Actinopteri; Cypriniformes; Xenocyprididae
Product: angiopoietin-1-like
Exons: 9
Coding region: 281-1807 (508 amino acids)
Biological process (GO): angiogenesis; Tie signaling pathway
Molecular function (GO): receptor tyrosine kinase binding
Source: RefSeq, a predicted model, not a curated record
ACUCUUCUGAACACACAGUCUACAAAACCCACUGUUAACUCUCUCUCACACACACACAUACCUGUGGAAACAGAGGUGGCAAUCAUUUGUUCUAUGGUACUGGAGCAGGACAGAGGAUUGGUGUCUUUAUGGUAAAUUCAUUCACAGGAAUCAUAGUGUCUGGAAAAAUGGCUUCUUUGUAUGUUAAGAUGGACCUUUCCUAAGUGCAUUUAUUUAGAGAUGAUCAUUCACUUAAUCCAUAAAAGGAGAUUUGGCAGUCUGUACCUGCUUUGCCAUAAAGAUGAAGAUCACUGUUCUUCUGCAUCUGACUCUAUUGCUGGUGAGGACUUCAAACCUUGAAGAUUCAUCUGUGGAUAAAUCAAUAGAUAUUUCUGGUGGCAGCAGUCCGCAUUUAAACUCUGUUCAGCAUGGAGAAUGUAGCUACACCUUCAUACUGCCAGAACCUGAGGAGAGCAGGACUGGUAGCUGGACAGAAGAACAUGAGGGUAAUUAUGAAGGUAACAGUGUCCAGAAAGAAUCUCCACAGGGGAAGCAAAGCCACUUAAACCAGAGGAUCCAACACCUGGAGCUUUCCAUGGAAAAUUACACCCGCUGGAUCCAAAAGAUUGAGGUCUUUGUAAAGGACUUUCUGACAAAAGACACAACACACCUGCGGAAUAGUGCUCUCCAUAAUGAAAUGACAGCCAUGCUGGAUCUUGGCACCAAACUGUUUUCCCAGUCAACCCAACACAUCAGGAGACUAACAGACAUACAGACACAGGUUUUCAAUCAGACUUCUAGACUUGAGAUUAAGUCACUGGAAAACUCCCUGUCCUCCAGCAAACUUGAGAACAAACUCCUCUGGCAAACCAGUGAGAUCAACCAACUCUGGGACAAAACAAGUACACUAGAGCAGCGUAUGCAUAACUUGGAGGCACGUCACCAUGCAGAACUGGGCUGGAUAAAGGGUGAGCGGACAGAGCUUCAGAGACUCUUGGCAUCCCAGAGAUCUUCAAUACAGAGCCUGGAGCUUAAUCUAGAGGAGGUCGUCACAAACAACAGCGCCCUCUACCGAGAACAACUACAAAUGCAUAGUACCAUCAAUGAUCUGUUUAAAUUGUGCUCCAAGAACAAAGCAGUGAGUCCAAAUGUUUUCAAGCAAAUGGAUGAUCAGAUAAAAUACAGAGACUGUGCCGAACUCUUCAGGGCUGGAUUUAACAGGAGUGGAAUUUACACCAUCUACAUUAGCACGCAAGACAUGCAUAAGGUUUAUUGCAACAUGGAAAGUGCUGGUGGGGGCUGGACCAUCAUACAAUCAAGGACAGAUGGAACGCUGGACUUCCACAGAACCUGGAUAGAGUAUAAGAUGGGCUUUGGGAGUCUGACUGGAGAGCAUUGGUUGGGAAAUGAGCUGGUGUACCAGUUGACCAAUCAGAGGCAGUACACUCUUAGACUGGAGUUGACAGACUGGGAUGGAAAACUGGCCUUCUCCCAGUAUGACAAGUUUUACCUUGGUAGUGAGAAGCAAAACUACAGGUUAUUCCUGAAGAGCUACAGUGGUACAGCUGGCAGGCAGAGCAGUUUGGUGAUAAAUGGGGCCGACUUUAGCACAAAAGACAUGGAUAACGACAACUGUAUCUGCAAGUGUGCACUCAUGCUCACAGGUGGCUGGUGGUUUGAUGCCUGUGGCCCAUCAAACCUCAACGGCAUGUACUACACCUCUGGGCAAAAUUCUGGCAAACUUGAUGGCAUCAAGUGGCACUACUUCAAAGGCCCCAACUACUCUUUACGUGCCACCACCAUGAUGAUCCGCCCAUUAAACUUUUGAGGAAUCAAUCAUCUGUCAUCAUUAAAUCUCAGAUUUCUUCAGGUAUUUUCCCACAAUGAGUGAGCUUAUAUGCUGUGUAACAGGUUAAAUAUUUUAACCACGUCUGUGUAGAGAAUGAAAAGUCAAACGAACAAUUGUUAUUUGUUUCUUGCUUUUCCUCAUUUUUUACAUUGUGUUCUUUAUGUGUCUUUUGUUUACUGGAACUCUCCCCUGAGGACUUGACAUACCAGUGUCAUCAAAUUUCAGCAGAUGUAUUAAUUGGUUUCCAAAGUACAAAUCUUAUUUGGCCACAAUCAGAAAAGAAACAAACACCAGCAUUAUUUAAGUAAAAACAACAUAUGGAAUAUGCAUGAUACAAUUUUUUAUUAAUGCAUGACUUUGUGGUAAAUAUGUUUUCUGGAAUCAUUUCUGAGCUUGAAUUGCAUAGCCUUGAUGGCAGUUGUGUCAUAUAUAACAUUUUGCAUAAUCUUUUUACAUGUCUAAAAAAGUACAUUUUACAUUUUGUGUAUGGAUAUGUGGACAAAAUAUGAUUUAUGAGCAGUAGCCUGUGUGCUACGUUGCUAGAAGCAGAAUAUUACAGGAUGAUUUGUGUGCAGUAAAAGUUGAUGUUAACUGUUAAGAAAGAUCUGAUGUAUCAUUUGUAUCUUUCAAAUUCCAAACAUUACAGAUUAUUUGAAUAAGCGGUUGACAAAACAGGCUAUGUUGUUUUAUUUGAUUCUCUGAUUUGACUAGAAUAAGAGUUCAGGUGAAACUGAAAAUUCUGUCAUCAUUUACUCACCGUAAAGUAUUUUCAAACCUGUAUGAAUUUCUUUGUUCUGCUGAACACAAAGAAAGAUAGCCUAUUUGGAAGAAUGUCAGUAACCAAACAGAUCUCGCCCCCCAUUUACUACCAUAGUAGGAAAAAUAAAUACUAUGGUAGUCAAUAGACGGUUAGGGGUUAGGGGUUAGUUAGGGUGCAAAACCGCUAACAAGUCUUAUGUCGGAAAAACACUUAACGUGGCUUAAUGUACUAAGACAGUUAAAAUUAACAGACCAAACUCAGUAAACAUCAUACUAAUAAACCAUACUAUGUACAGAAAAGCAGUUGAGCCCAGAAUUUGAACGCAAUGCGUUUAAUUUCACGUUAAGUGUUUUCCUCCCAUAGAAAACGCUUAACAUGGCUUAAUGUACUAAGACAGUGAUAUUAAAAGACCGAACUCCGUAAACAUCAUACUAAUAAACCAUACUAUAUACAGCAAAGCAGAUGAGCCCAGAAUAUGAACGCAAUUCAUUUAAUUACACAUUGUGUUUUCCUCCCAUAGAAAAACGUUAUAAAGAAAAAGCUUAACGUCGCUUAAUGUAGCCUACUAAGUUAUAUUACAAGAUCAAAUUCUGCACAAACAAAUUUUUCUGUAUAGUAUGCUUUAUUAGUGUAGUGUUUACUAAGUUUGGUCUUUUAAUGUCACUGUUUUACAUUAAGCCAAGUUAAGCGUUUUCUUUAUGGGAGGAAAAUUAAACGUGUUGCGUUCAUAUUAUGGGCUCAUCUGCUUUUCUGUAGGCCUACAUAGUAUGCUUUAUUAGUAUGGUGUUUAAUAGGUUUGGUUUGUUAAUAAAUGUCUAGUAAAUUAAGCCACGUAAGCUUUUCACGUUAAAUGUUUUAGAACAUCCCAUUACGUCCCGCAGGAGGUAACAGUCAUUUAUGCUGAGAAAAGAGGUGGAUGCAAAUCUCUGCAGGUAGCCUACAACAUUUGUUCUGCCGAAUUAUUUCAGCAUUAAUGAACCCCACAAAGAAUAUUAUAUAGUUUUUAAACAGUAGCUACUUGGAGGUGAAUGCAAUUCUUGGCAUGUAACGUUAUGCAGAACUCGGAAUAACACCUGUAGAAGAUUGUAACGUUAAUCAACCAUUGUAAUUAACGUAGAUUUCACAUUGUUUGUCUUGUUGACUCAAUAAUAAACUGCCAUUUCAGAGUUGGA